AAAGUUCAAGGGGGCCGAAUACUUUCGCAAGGCACUGUAUUUGAUGCCAUUCCACUCCAGUCAUUACCACGAGCCCGUCCUCCCCAAUUAAGGUGCCACCUACCCCCUCUGGUGUGUACCUACGUGUGUGCUAUUCCAGUGCAUCGACAAGGCCAGAGAUCUACUGGAUGCAGAGCUGACCGCCAUGGCGGGAGAGAGUUACAGCAGAGCUUACAAGUUUACCAGUGGAUCGUAGAGGACUGGCAGAGGUGGUUUGAUGGUUUGCUCGCUGGUCAUCAACCUCCACGACGACAUGAGGACCUGGCUCAAGUACGCCAGCCUCUGUGGCAAGAGUGGACGUCUGAUUGAAGCCUUCCAGCACACACAACACUUUGUCCAGGGGAUGCAGCAGCAGGCCCAGCAUGCCGCUGAAGACAAGCAACACCAGCAGGAGCUCCACAAGCUCAUGGCCAGGACUCCUACCGCAACUACUUUAGGAGAAAAACAAAUCAGUCGCACUCUAUUUGUUAUUGCAGUGUGAGCUUUAAAAACACACAAACGUUUUCUCAGCCCACAUGUUCUCCCUCAUCUAAAGGGUCACGUACAGAGCGUUCUACUCUUUCUCCAGGACCGUGACCCGACCCCAGUGCUGUUACUCUUCUACGUCUUGCAACCCCAGCCAAUUUCUCUCUCGUUUCAUUCUGUGUAAACAGACUCUGGGACAGUUGUAGAAUGGUAGAUCCCAAAUUCAUACAACCAGUAGGCCUAGGCUAGAUCCAAUUAUAAGCGCAGCAAUGCGCACAUGGCAGUAGGCUAGGUUACACGCAAACGUUUUUUCCAUAAUGCAAUUAGUAAGAGAACACCAUUAUGAGUGGUUUCAUGUGACAGACAUCAAAAAAUCUGUUAGAAAUUUAGAAAGUGGGGACAUCCAAAUAUGCAACAACUAGUAUGUGUUUCCAAUAUCACUAGGAUUGUGCCUUUGGCUACUGGACAAUGAAAGAACAUUGAUUUUAAAAACCAAUAGAACAUGAGAGAAAAAUACAUCUGGUUUAUAAAAUAAUUGCCUGCAUGUUUAGUUGGAUUUUAGCUCGGCUACUUUGAAGCAACAUAAGACAAGCCUCAUAAUACCCUUGGUACCAUCCAACUGGCAGCUUCAUUAAUCUUUAUCAUACCCCCUCCUUUUUCGAACAUUCUGUUAAAAAUCGCGCAACUUUUCAGCGUCCUGCUACUCAUGCCAGGACUAUAGUAU
This is a messenger RNA of Oncorhynchus mykiss (rainbow trout), 1228 nucleotides long. Lineage: Eukaryota; Metazoa; Chordata; Actinopteri; Salmoniformes; Salmonidae. The record is from RefSeq and is a predicted model, not a curated record.